CCGUUCAGCAGAUCAUCAAAAAAUUUAGUCUUUAUUACCUCGUACUUCGUUUGUCUGCAGAACUACUAUAUGGCACCCUGCAACAUGUCCAAGUCCAGCAACAACCUUCAAAGAACGGUGUCGGACAUAUCCUACGAGAUCUGCAAGGAAGAAAUCCAAGAUCAGAAGGCACUGCCACCAAUAUCAGAGGUUGAAGACGCCAAGUGUGAGUGCUGUGGGAUGAGCGAGGAGUUCACGACGGAGUACAUAGAGCGCGUGAGGGACAAGUACUUGGGGAAGUGGGUGUGUGGGCUGUGUGCUGAGGCAGUGAAGGAAGAGCUGGAGAAGAAUGGAGGGAGGAAAGAGGAAGCCCUAAACGCACACAUAAGCGCGUGUGUUAAGUUCAACAAGUAUGGACGGGCUUUUCCUGUUCUGGUUCAAGCUCAAGCCAUGAAGGAGAUGCUGAAGAAGAGCAAUAAGCUUGAUGGAAGAAGAGUCAGGUCCUUUAACCCCAGAGACAGCAAUAAUGAUAACAAGAAAGGAAGCCUUGCAAGGAGUUCAAGUUGCAUCCCUCAGCUUAAUUUCUCUUGA
This is a messenger RNA of Neltuma alba, 570 nucleotides long. RefSeq lists its product as uncharacterized. Bases 70 to 570 code for a protein of 166 amino acids. Lineage: Eukaryota; Viridiplantae; Streptophyta; Magnoliopsida; Fabales; Fabaceae. The record is from RefSeq and is a predicted model, not a curated record. The transcript has a single exon.